AUGGCAGCAGCACCAGAAACAAACAUUCCAAAGGACCUGAAGCAAGAGAUUGCGAACCUCGAGCGGCUUUUCACCGUCGACCAGAAGAAGCUCAAGGAGAUCACUACCCACUUUAUCUCCGAGCUGGACAAGGGCCUCAGUGUUGAGGGUGGCAGCAUUCCCAUGAACCCUACGUGGGUCAUGGCCUUCCCGGAUGGCUACGAGACUGGCACCUUCCUCGCGCUUGACAUGGGCGGCACGAACUUGCGUGUCUGUGAGAUUACCCUGACGGAUCAGAAGUCCGAAUUCGAUAUCAUCCAGUCCAAGUACCGUAUGCCCGAGGAGCUGAAGACCGGUCAAUCCGAGGAGCUUUGGGACUACAUUGCCGACUGCGUGCACCAGUUCGUUGAGACGCAUCACGAGGAUCUGUCCAAACUCGAUAGCCUCCCGCUCGGUUUCACCUUUUCGUACCCGGCGACGCAGAACUACAUUGACGAAGGCAUUCUGCAGCGCUGGACCAAGGGCUUUGACAUUGCGGGCGUUGAGGGCAAGAACGUGGUGCCCAUGUUCGAGGCGGCGCUGGCUGCCAAGGGCACACCCAUCAAGCUGGCCGCCCUGAUCAACGAUACCACGGGCACGCUCAUUGCGUCGGCGUACACCGACACCAAGAUGAAGAUUGGCUGCAUUUUUGGUACGGGCUGCAAUGCAGCAUACAUGGAGAACGCGGGCUCGAUUCCCAAGCUUGCGCACAUGAACCUCCCCGCCGACAUGCCAAUGGCCAUCAACUGCGAGUGGGGCGCGUUCGACAACGAGCACAAGGUCCUUCCGCGGACGCCGUAUGACAUUAUCAUUGACAAGGACUCGCCGCGCCCCGGCCAACAGGCGUUUGAGAAGAUGAUUGCCGGACUCUACCUGGGCGAGCUGCUGCGGUUGAUCAUGGUGGAUUUGCACGACAACCACGAGACACACAUCUUUGCGAACCAGGACAUCUCCAAGCUGCGCCGUGCCUACACCCUGGACUCGUCUUUCCUGUCCGCUAUUGAGGACGACCCGUGGGAGAACCUUCAGGAAACGUUCGACCUGUUCAACGACAAGCUGGGCAUCUCCCCGACAGAGCCUGAGCUGUGCCUGAUCCGCCGCGCAGCCGAGCUGAUCGGUACUCGCGCUGCCCGCCUGUCGGCCUGCGGUGUUGCUGCUAUCAGCAUCAAGAAGGACUACAAGACCUGCCACGUGGGCGCGGACGGCUCCGUGUUCAACAAGUACCCACACUUCAAGGAGCGGGGUGCGCAGGCGCUCAAGGAGAUUCUUGACUGGCCUGACAAGAAGGACCCCAAGGAGGAGGACCCGAUUGAGAUCCUGGCCGCCGAGGACGGUAGCGGUGUGGGCGCAGCGCUGAUUGCUGCCCUGACGCUGAAGCGCGCACAGGCCGGCAAUCUAUCCGGCAUCCUGCACCCCGAGAACUUUGUGUAA
Molecule: messenger RNA, 1449 nt
Organism: Sporothrix brasiliensis 5110
Lineage: Eukaryota; Fungi; Ascomycota; Sordariomycetes; Ophiostomatales; Ophiostomataceae
Product: hexokinase
Exons: 4
Coding region: 1-1449 (482 amino acids)
Biological process (GO): intracellular glucose homeostasis; glucose 6-phosphate metabolic process; glycolytic process
Cellular component (GO): mitochondrion; cytosol
Molecular function (GO): mannokinase activity; ATP binding; D-glucose binding
Source: RefSeq, a predicted model, not a curated record